Messenger RNA from Teleopsis dalmanni, 1573 nucleotides. RefSeq names its product myb-like protein D. Gene Ontology annotation, biological process: regulation of transcription by RNA polymerase II. The transcript has 3 exons. The coding region runs from base 257 to 1405 and encodes 382 amino acids. The record is from RefSeq and is a predicted model, not a curated record. NCBI's taxonomy places the organism in Eukaryota, Metazoa, Arthropoda, Insecta, Diptera, Diopsidae. Gene Ontology annotation, cellular component: transcription regulator complex; nucleus.
CACGUGACAUUUCUUAUGUCAACCGAAUUUGAAUUUUAAAAGAGAAAUAAAAAUAUUGUGAAAUACACACUACGCCAAUAACCGACAUCCGCUAAGUAAGAGCAUGCGCCCUAUCGAAAUUGGUAGUGGAUACUUGUUGCCAACACACUUACAAAUAGUUAACAGCAACUGCCAACAACGUUAGCCACUAACAGUGGCAAGAGAGUGGCAAGAGAGCAGUGUAAAUAAAAUAACAUUACAGUAACAGAGCUUACACAUGAAACGGAAGUGCACAGGUUGGAGUUGCCAAUAUAAAUCAAAACAAAUUAAAUCCUAUAAGAAUAAUAAAGUAAAUAAAAUGGAAACUUCAUUCGCACGGCACAAUAUAGAAAAACGUCGUCUAAUAGAUUUGGUGCAUUUGAAUCCAAUAUUGUGGGAUUGUCGGCUGCCGCACUAUAAACGGUCCGAUAAGAAGAAGGCUAUUAAAUGGAAUGAACUUGGACGUGUUUUUAAUGUCAGUGGCGAAAGAGUGCAACGCACUUUCACAUCAUUGCGUGAAAUCUUUCGGCGAGAAUUAAACCAUGAAAAAUUGCUCGGGAGUCAUUUCAAAUCAAAGUGGGAAUAUUACGAUGCAAUGACAUUUCUGAAGGAAGUUAUACGUGAACGGAAAUCCCGUGAGCGUCCACGACAAGCAGACCUACAACAACACAGUAACAAUAGCAGUGCUAUAGAUGAGUAUCAAUAUUUUGCACCGAACGACCCAAAUAAUCCAAAUAAUCAACAUCAGCCAAAGCAAACACAAAAAAUGCAACAGACAAAUACACAAAAGGAAAAUGUCAAUACGAAUGAAACAAAUAUACAACUAUCAACAAAUACAAGUCAACCCGAUGUUGUACUCGGUGUAAACAACAACAAAUAUACAAAACGUACAUCAAAUGGUGGACCACCAUCUCCACAUACUAUAUCCACAAUACCCUCCUGUUCUUCAUCACCAUCAAUUUAUAUAAAAGAAGAAGAUGAUGACGAGGAAAAUAAUCUAAUUAUACAAACCCCACCACACCCGCAUAAUUCUAAUAAAAAUUCAACUCCCAUUGAAAAUGCAAAUAAUUUAACUAAUCAAGAAUUUCAUAAUCAAAAUUUUAGUAUGAAAUCCAAACAAAAUAAAAUUCAACAGCAAACAAUGUCGAACAAUUUGAUCAAUGAUAUUGAUAUCGAUGAUGACGAUCUUGUUGAUGACGAUGUGGAAAUGAUUGAUGAUCACCUAUCCAGUGCUAGCACGUUGCAGGUUCUUAAGCAUCAGCCAACAGCACGUGAAAUACUCUACACAAAAUUCGGUGAAUUCUUAUCUGCCAGACUGAAUACUCUGAACGAGACUGCUGCAAAUGAUUUAAUCAACAAGAUACUUCUAUUAAUCGCAGAAAAAUAAAAUUAUCCAAGUAAUAUUUCCUUUAGUCCAAAUUUUCGUUUUAGUUAUUAAGUCAACAAAACUCUUUAGACUUUCAAGCAGUGAUAUUCGAAUUUUUUAUCUUUUAGAGUUCAAAACUAUACUCAGAUCAAAGAAAAGUAAUUAUUACAUUUAGAUGUGUCUUUUUGU